AUGGCGACCACGCGCAAGCUGUUCUCUCUUGAGGGAAGGGGUCUCAAGCUCGAUACUGGUGCCGACCUCGAGCCCCACAUCGCUGAGUUGCGCUCGACCGAUGUCGAGGAGGUCAGGUUCCUGGGAAACACCCUGGGAGUCGGUGCUUGCAAGCUCCUUGGUGAGGUCCUGGCCACCAAGAAGAACCUCCAGUCCGCCGACCUCUCCGACAUCUUCACCGGCCGUCUCCUGAGCGAAAUCCCCGAGGCCCUGUCCUCCCUCCUUACUUCUAUUCUCAACCUCCCUAAGCUCACGACGAUCAACUUGAACGAUAAUGCCUUUGGUAUCAACACUCAGGCCCCGGUCGUCGCUUUCCUAGCUGCCCACGUGCCCCUCCAGCACCUUUACCUGAACAACAACGGUCUCGGCCCCCAUGCUGGAAUUCUGGUGGCGGAUGCGCUCUCUGAGUUGCACGUCAAGAAGGAGGCGGCGAGAAAGGAAGGCAAGGAAGUUCCGUACCUUGAGACUGUUAUUUGCGGUCGCAACCGUUUGGAGAACGGCAGUAUGCAGGCCUGGGCCAAGGCCUACAGCCUUCACAACAAGAUCAAGGAGAUCAGGAUGAUCCAGAACGGCAUUCGCCAGGAGGGUAUCAGCCACCUUAUUAGCGAGGGCUUGAACACUGCGACCGAGUUGCGCAUCCUCGAUCUUCAGGAUAACACCUUCACCAUCAACGGCGCCAAGGCCCUCGCCGGCGUUCUUCCCAACUUGACGAACCUGCAGGAGCUCGGCCUCAACGAUGCCUACCUUACGCCCAAGGGCACCAAGGCUGUCGCCAAGUCUCUUGCGAAGGGCAAGCAGGACAAGUUGGAAAUUCUUCGCCUGGCUUUCAACGACAUCACCCCCACGGCGCUGGAGAGCAUCGCCAGCGUCGUCACCAAGUCUUUGCCUGCGUUGAAGAAGGUCGAGCUGAACGGCAACAAGGUUGAGGAGGAGGACCCCUUCAUCAUCUCCAUCCGCGAGUUCCUUGAGGAGCGCAAGGAGAAGAUUGGUGGCGAUGUCGUUGAUGAGGACGCCUGGGGACUCGACAGCCUGAGCGACCUCGAGGGAGAGGACUCUGAUGAGGAGGAGGAAGAGGAAUCUGAGGCAGAGGAGCUGGAUGCCGAGAAGGAGGCCGAGAUCCUCACCAAGGAGGCCGAGGAGGCCCAAGAGGAGCCCACGGUCCAGCUCAAGGACAAGGAGGUGGACGAUCUGGCCAAGAAACUGGCCAAGACGGAGAUUUAA
Messenger RNA from Colletotrichum phormii, 1260 nucleotides. Its product is annotated as ran GTPase activating protein 1. Bases 1 to 1260 code for a protein of 419 amino acids. Gene Ontology annotation, cellular component: nucleus; perinuclear region of cytoplasm; cytosol. Gene Ontology annotation, molecular function: small GTPase binding; GTPase activator activity. Lineage: Eukaryota; Fungi; Ascomycota; Sordariomycetes; Glomerellales; Glomerellaceae. The transcript is spliced from 2 exons. The record is from RefSeq and is a predicted model, not a curated record. Gene Ontology annotation, biological process: activation of GTPase activity; nucleocytoplasmic transport.